Messenger RNA from Fusarium coffeatum, 1443 nucleotides. RefSeq lists its product as uncharacterized. The record is from RefSeq and is a predicted model, not a curated record. Gene Ontology annotation, molecular function: DNA binding. Bases 1 to 1443 code for a protein of 480 amino acids. The transcript is spliced from 5 exons. NCBI's taxonomy places the organism in Eukaryota, Fungi, Ascomycota, Sordariomycetes, Hypocreales, Nectriaceae.
AUGUUGUCCCUCAAGGGUCUCCUGAACCCAGCCCCCCAAGGAGAGAAUGAUUCCUCCUUCUCCCAACCAAAUUCUCCGCCCGAGUUUCCACCAACUUUCAACAACAGAAUGCCCUCGAGCCAGCGACAGGGACGUGUUAUCAUGUCUAGCGAUAGAGCUGGAUACAAGGACACCAACCUGACCAAAUCCAAGUUGCGCGGUCAGGUUAGGUUUCCCCCCUACGAGCGCCUGGACGAGGUCGCUUUACAAGAGACCCGCAGGCACCGAGUAACCCCUUUUGGAUAUAUCCAUGAAGCCUGCCUUCAUAUUCCAUAUAAUAGUGGCAAGAAAGACUUUUUCGAGAAAACGGGGCGUGAGAGUUUCGAAGUUUUCAAGUAUGAGUUUGUCUCUCUUGAAAACGGUACUGAAUACGCUGUUAUUGCCUUGACCAUACCUGCAAAGAUGCUAGGCCUCAACCCAGGUCUAAAAGAGAUCACCCAUAGCAUUACUGGCGGUGCUAUAGCUGCCCAAGGCUAUUGGAUGCCAUAUCAAUGCGCCAGAGCUAUCUGCGCAACAUUCUGCCAUCCCAUUGCGGGUGCUUUGAUUCCCAUCUUCGGCCCAGAUUUCCCAGCUAUCUGUAUUCCUCCUGGCACGCCUGAGUAUGCUCGCAUGGUCAUAAACCGACAGAUUGUCAUCGAUGCUACUCAAGAAGCCAAUACUUGGCGCCUGGAAACGAGUACAAUCCCACCAAAGUUUCCAAGUCCGACAAGCUUCCCUAGAGACGAUCGAAAUGCUCAGCAAACCUACCCCCCAGACGAACGCCGGAACAGACACCGACCGCGUCUGUUUUGUGAUCCAUCAUGGGCGAUGGAAGACCCAGACCGCCAUUACUUGUCGGCCCCCGACUCAGCCUCAAGUACCGGAUCAGGUCUUCCUGGCUAUAUGGUCACAUCUCGACCAGGUUCCAGCUGGACUUCUACAAACCGAAUCACCCAAGAAGCGAAUCCUUGGGUCACUGCCAUACCUGGCAACCCACUUUGGCGCCGCGAAUCCAAUACUCUUCCUCCUCUGGACCGACUCAGCCAAGAACCACAUCUUUUGGUCAGUGCCAUACCUCGUAACCCACAUUGGCCUAAGCGGCGCUUCGAAUAUGAAGAUCCGGAAUACAACUAUAGAAGGAGCGUCAGUCCUAAUAUGAGCAUAAGCUCUGCCAUGAUGGCCGCAACCCCUGAAGCAAGCCCUAUGAGGCAGCGAGUCGCUCGAGGACCAACAAGCGCAGCUCAUUCCGUCCGGCAAGAUACCACUCAGCAGGACGCCGCUCUGCUUCUGUUGAGCCUCAGCCAUCAGGAACAAGUCAUUCCAGCUUCUAAUGCGGUUGCCUCGCCUCCCAGUAUCUCCGGGGAAGACUCUGCCACAGAUGAGGGACAUCGCCGCAGCAAGAGAAAACGAGGCGUUCAGCCUUGA